Molecule: messenger RNA, 11692 nt
Organism: Ictidomys tridecemlineatus (thirteen-lined ground squirrel)
Lineage: Eukaryota; Metazoa; Chordata; Mammalia; Rodentia; Sciuridae
Gene: Fer
Product: FER tyrosine kinase
Biological process (GO): peptidyl-tyrosine phosphorylation
Molecular function (GO): ATP binding; non-membrane spanning protein tyrosine kinase activity
Source: RefSeq, a predicted model, not a curated record
CACUCGGGCCCUGCAGUCUCCGAGACCCACUGGAGCCCAACAAUCUCUUCGCGUGUGUCAGUUUCUCCUGCCGCUUUUAUCCUCCACCUCUCAUUUCUCCUCGCAUAGGGUUCCGGGCGUGUCUUCCAGGAACCCAAUCAAGAGAGACAUUUGUGCGAAGCUAGUACCAUCAGGGGUGCUCUGUGGGCCAUUUACGGAUGGGAGCUCCUGUCUUUGGCUAGACCUAUGAUCAUUCCCGUGAGGCUUCCCUGAAUGUUUUCUCGUGUCUUCCUUGUUCUUAAUCUUAAUACCUCAACAUGGAUCUACUACUUUAACUAAGACACGACCAGCAAUGAGUAGUAGUAAGAUAUGUGCUGAUUAGAAGGCUCACUUGAACAGUGUGGAGGAUAAGCAGUGCCUUACAAAAAUGGGGUUUGGGAGUGACCUGAAGAACUCACAUGAAGCUGUGUUAAAAUUGCAAGACUGGGAAUUACGAUUGCUGGAAACAGUGAAGAAAUUUAUGGCUCUGAGGAUAAAAAGUGAUAAAGAAUAUGCAUCUUCUUUACAGAACCUUUGUAAUCAAGUUGAUAAGGAAAGUACUGUCCAAAUGAAUUAUGUCAGCAAUGUGUCCAAGUCUUGGCUACUUAUGAUUCAGCAGACUGAACAACUUAGUAGGAUAAUGAAGACGCAUGCAGAAGAUCUAAACUCUGGACCCUUACACAGGCUUACCAUGAUGAUCAAGGACAAGCAGCAGGUGAAGAAAAGUUACGUAGGUGUCCAUCAGCAGAUAGAGGCAGAGAUGAUCAAGGUUACAAAAACAGAAUUGGAGAAAUUAAAAUCCAGUUAUAGACAGUUAAUAAAAGAAAUGAAUUCUGCCAAAGAGAAAUAUAAAGAAGCUUUAGCUAAAGGGAAGGAAACAGAAAAGGCCAAGGAACGUUAUGACAAAGCUACAAUGAAACUUCAUAUGUUGCAUAAUCAGUACAUAUUGGCACUAAAAGGGGCACAGCUUCAUCAGAAUCAGUAUCAUGACACCACACUUCCUCUGCUUCUGGAUUCCUUACAAAAGAUGCAAGAAGAGAUGAUAAGAGCUCUAAAAGGAAUAUUUGAUGAAUACAGCCAGAUAACCAGUCUUGUUACAGAAGAAAUAGUGAAUGUUCAUAAAGAGAUUCAAUUGUCAGUUGAACAAAUAGAUCCUAGCACAGAAUACAAUAAUUUCAUAGAUGUUCACAGAACAACAGCUGCUCAAGAACAAGAAAUUGAGUUUGAUACUUCCUUAUUAGAAGAAAAUGAAAACCUUCAGGCAAAUGAGAUCAUGUGGAAUAAUUUAACAGCAGAAAGUUUGCAAGUAAUGUUGAAAACUUUAGCUGAAGAACUUAUGCAGACACAGCAGAUGCUUCUAAACAAGGAGGAGGCUGUCCUGGAGCUAGAGAAGAGAAUUGAAGAGUCUUCUAAGACCUGUGAAAAGAAGUCUGAUAUUGUGCUUCUGCUAAGCCAAAAACAGACACUUGAAGAGCUGAAACAAUCGGUCCAACAGCUGAAAUGUACUGAGGCAAAGUUUGCAGCACAGAAAGAAUUACUAGAGCAAAAAGUACAAGAAAAUGAUGGAAAAGAGCCACCUCCAAUAGUAAAUUAUGAAGAAGAUGCAAGAUCAGUUACAUCUAUGGAAAGAAAAGAGAGGCUCUCCAAAUUUGAAUCUAUUCGUCAUUCAAUUGCUGGAAUAAUUAGGUCUCCAAAAUCUGUACUGGGCUCCUCAGCACUCUCUGAUGUGAUCUCCAUAAGUGAGAAGCCCCUGGCGGAACAAGAUUGGUACCAUGGUGCAAUUCCCAGAAUAGAAGCACAAGAUCUGUUAAAGCAACAAGGAGACUUCUUGGUGCGAGAGAGUCAUGGGAAACCUGGUGAAUAUGUCCUUUCUGUAUAUUCUGAUGGACAGAGGAGACACUUUAUCAUACAAUUUGUUGAUAAUCUGUAUCGAUUUGAGGGCACUGGGUUUACAAACAUCCCUCAACUAAUAGAUCAUCACUACACAACAAAACAAGUCAUCACUAAGAAAUCAGGUGUUGUUCUGCUGAAUCCUAUUCCUAAGGAUAAGAAAUGGAUUCUCAAUCAUGAAGAUGUCACAUUGGGAGAAUUACUAGGCAAGGGAAAUUUUGGUGAAGUAUAUAAGGGCACAUUAAAGGAUAAAACUAAUGUUGCUGUUAAAACGUGUAAAGAAGAUCUUCCUCAGGAAUUGAAAAUAAAAUUUUUACAAGAAGCCAAAAUUCUCAAGCAAUAUGAUCAUCCUAAUAUUGUCAAACUCAUAGGAGUUUGCACACAAAGACAACCUGUCUACAUCAUUAUGGAACUGGUUCCAGGAGGUGACUUCCUCUCCUAUCUGAGAAAGAAGAAGGAUGAACUAAAACUCAAACAGUUGGUGAAAUUUUCCUUAGAUGCUGCUGCUGGUAUGUUAUAUCUCGAGAGUAAAAACUGUAUACACAGGGACCUUGCUGCAAGAAACUGCCUCGUAGGUGAAAAUAACAUUCUAAAAAUCAGUGACUUUGGAAUGUCUCGUCAAGAGGAUGGUGGGGUAUAUUCAUCUUCUGGCUUAAAGCAGAUUCCCAUUAAAUGGACAGCACCAGAAGCUCUUAAUUAUGGAAGAUACAGUUCUGAGAGUGAUGUAUGGAGCUUUGGCAUCCUGCUCUGGGAGACCUUCAGCUUAGGGAUCUCUCCUUACCCUGGAAUGACAAAUCAACAAGCACGAGAGCAAGUGGAAAGAGGAUACCGGAUGUCAGCCCCUCAAAACUGUCCAGAGGAAAUUUCUAAAAUUAUGAUGAAGUGUUGGGAUUAUAAUCCUGAAAACCGUCCUACAUUCAGUGAACUUCAGAAAGAGCUUACCAUCAUCAAAAGGAAAAUCACAUAGUCACAGUGCCAAGCUCAGCCUUCAAGACUGUCCUCCAGCAGAUUAAUACUGUUGUUCUCGUUAAUGAUGAGUUUGUACCAUAUUGCUGGCAACCAUCCUGUAAGGUUAUUUUUUUUUUUAACUUUAAACUAUGUGAAAUGCAGACUUAUCCAAGAAAUAGUCCUACCAAGGCCUUUUUUGGCUAACCAAGCGAUCCUGCCAUUUCAGACCACUGUAAAUAGAAAAGCACAGGUUCUAAACAUGUGAAAAGUAAAAAAAAAGUCUUUCACACCUAGGACCACUGAUGUUUCUCAAAGAUUUUCUACAUCAGGCACAGUUUGUGGGCUACUCCUAUGCCACAGACCCUACUCAGUUGGUGCUAAAAGUUUUCACAUUCCAAACACAGCUGGCUUUCUACUCUGUCAAGGUGAGAGUCUGUCUGUAAAUAGACACUUGUAGGGGGAAUUAUUUGGAAUGCCCAUGAGUGUGGGGUUUUUUUGUUUGAGUUUUGACAGAAAUAAGCCCAGUAAGAAUCAUCAUGCUCCUCCACUGUCAAUUUCUUCAGUCUGAAUAUGAACUGUCCUUAGAGCACCCAAUUAAAGGAUGUUAGAUUGCUGGGACAGCAAGAAGUGUAACCAGGAAGGUAGUCUGGGGGGAAAGAGCAGCUAGAGUGGUGCUCAAAUUAAAGGAAAAUGUAAAGGCAUGUUUUAUAAAUCCAUGCAUGUCCUUUUUAAUGUUGUCUGAAUUCACCAAAAAGGCCCCAGGAGUCCACAGAGUCCUCUUAAUGGCAAGAAAAAUUUUCAAAGCUCUACCGGGUACAAGUCCAUAAAAGUGACAGUUAAGUAUCUUCCUCAUAGAAGGGUCAUUCCCCCAGUAGUACCCGUUUCCAGAGCUGUCAGAAGUCAUGGUUCUAGAUCAGUAGUGUGUAGACAUUCACAAAUAUUUGUGAAGUACAAGACGGGUGUGAAUUAAAUAGAUGGUUCAGAAAUCAAAUGAGUACUAAUAAGAAAGCCCUGAUCUUUCCACUUUUCUUCAUUUACCCUUAUGCUUCCUAGAUAUCUUCAGUAGCUGACAGGUGUGCAAGCACAGUGCUCAAAAUGUACCACCAUUAAAACUAAGAUUCUAUUGAGGUGAAUCUCGAUGCAUCCAGGCAACUUACCCCCCCCCCCGCAUCUAUAUGUAGGAGAUGGUCAUGUUUAGGGGUAAUGAUGACCUGGAAGUCUUUUAUAAGUGCUUGAGGCUGUGUCCAGAUAUCUAUAUCACCUUAGGAUUAUUGGGAAGAGCUUAAGAGAUAGAGCAUUCCUUUCUCUCACUAUUUGCUGCCUGUGAAUACCAUUGUGCAGAACUCAAGAGAAGAAUGACUUGUGUCCAUUGCAAAUAUCCUUGCAAAUUUUGUACCCUUUCAAUGAUUAGUACAUUCAGACCAAAAUGAAGGAAUAAAUUUGCCUUUAACGUUACAAAACAACUUCUUUUUAAUCAGCAUGGUUCUCCCUAAGGUCAAAUAUUAUAAGUACAUGGAACUUUCUUUUGAUAGUAUAUACCAUGAUAAUCCUCAGACUCGUGCAUUAAGUAGACAAGACAUUUCUACCCCUUUCCAUACUUCCAAGUGAAUCUGUUUUUAAUUUUUUUUUUUUAAAUAGCCAGACCCUGUUCACUUAGGCCUCAACACUAAGCUCUCAGCAAGGAGAGAGAAUAAUGGCUCUGACUUUAAUUUUGUGAACAAAACCCAAAGCUUAAUCCUUGCAUUCUGGUGUAAAGAAUGAACAUGGUAUUGGUAUUUCACUCACUCAGGCUGUUAGAAUUUGCAAUUCACAUCAUAACUGCUUAAAUUAAAAAAGCUUUUCAAAACAUCAUGACAUCUGCAGCAUUUAAAUUCUAUUUUAUUCCUUGUCCUGAAGCAGGCUGUGGUACAGUUCAAGAUUAAUAACUCAUUGGGAGUCUUUCAGGAUCAUAUCAGUUGUAUAGAAUAUUAAAUUUAAUAUAGGCUCAUGAAUUAAGAAAAGCUUAUGCAAACAUUUUUUACUGUUAAUUUUGUUAUGCUUGAAGCAUAAUUUAUUCAUCCCUUCUGUCACUGAUAAUUAUUGGAAUUAUGUACUUUAGGAGGCUAAUCCAUACCCAGAAAGCACACGAAUACUGUUCUGAAUUUGCAAGUUGAUUCAGGGGGAAAAGAGGGUUCAGAAAUUCACCAAAUCCUGUGAAUUGUUUAGUAAGAAAAUAGUUGUAACCAAAAUUUCCAGUGGUCUGAAUGUGACUCUGGUCAUAAAUCUUUGUUAUAUGCAACUCUUAGAUGAUCCAUUGAUAUCAGUAGUCUAUAGCUCCCUUCUUAAGUCCUUAAAUGCAUUAAUCCAUGAUGGGAGGUGUGGUAAGGACAGGCAGUCUGACUGUUACCUGCACUAUCGACCUGGAAUCACCAAGGAGUCUUGUUGGUUUUUUUUUUUUUUAAAUCACCAUUUAUUAUUAAUCUGAAUGCUAAAAUUUUGUAUUCCAUGUAAUCAGUUAUAUCUGAAAGCCAACAUUUUUUUUCUGGGAAAAUAAAUAAUAUUGGGUUUUAAGUUCUCAGAAACAGAUUUUAUUUCAGCUUCUCCUGCCACAACAUUCCUAGUGAAAAGACUCAUUUAUUUCUCUUCUCAAAUUUGUAUUGGCGAGGUUGUAGCUCAGUUGUAGAGUACUUGAAGCCUCACAUGCGUGAGGCCCUAGGUUGGAUCCUCACCACCAUAUGAAGAUAUUGUGUCCAUCCACAACUAAAAACAUUCUUUAAAAAAAAUAUGGGCAGUAUAGUGUUCCCCAUCCAUACUUCACCUAUUUCAAUAUUAAAAGAUUUCUUAGCUGAUCAGCAUACACAGGAGCCUACUUGUGUCAGGUGUUAUUCAGGAUUACUUAGAAGACAAAAUGUCAUUGAAAUAGUUCUGUUUUCCUGACCUUUACUUCAGUUUCACCAUAUAGUUUUAAAACAUUUAAUUGGUACCACUAAAAUAACUUGAAAGCCAUUUUUGUGAAGCCAGGGUAUGUAAAGUGCUCUAAUUGUAACAUAAUACACACUGAGUACCUUGUAAACAAAAAUUAGAAUGCAUGACACCUAACUGAACCAUAGUGACAUACAACAUGAGUUACACCACUUGAGAUGCUUUAAGACUGCAUCUGAACAGAUUUCCUAGUAUGUUUCAUGUAUACUAUUUACCUGAAAUCACCAAGGAGCCUUGGUGGGGGAUUUUUUUUUUUAAUCACCAUUUAUUACCAAUCUGAAAGCUGAAAUAAUUUUAUAUUCCAUGUAAUCAAAGUGGCUGUGUUCCUACAGUAGGAUUGAUAUCUGAGAAGAGUUGCCGCAAAGCUCUUUUUACAUACACUCCCUUUGUCUCAGUGAUUAGAUGUUUCUCAUCAACAGAACUGGUUGUCCUGUGUAUUCUGAGUCAUGGAAAGACCAGCAUGUAAGAAGUCAGUCCUUUCACAAAACAGAAUACAGAAAAAUUAAAAGACCAUGUUUUCUUUAUUAAUAUCUCAAGGGGAAUCAAAUUUUGUAUGAAAAGGAAAGAAUAUUUCCAUUAUAGUACUAAGUUAGCAUGAAAGUUUACUAUUAAAGUGUUACCUCUUGUUACUGACUUGCUUAUACAUACCAGAAGUGUUUCAUUAAAGAUUUUUCCUCUGGUUUUGGUUAGUAUUUGGACAAGAUGUGAAACUAUCAUCAUUUGGGGAAAUCCAGUACUAUGUUAAUUUCUGCAAAGAUUUAAAAAGUCAGGAUUUCACAUACCAAAAUUACCUACUUGAAGGAGUUAGUGAUACAGGUUUAAAGUCCCAUAAAAUUCUUUAAAAAAAAAUGCCCUAAUAUACAAACUACAUAUCUUUGUCAUAGUUUGGUACCCCUCAAAAACCAUCUUGCUUCCUUAUACUGAUUCAAAGAUUAAACUCUGAAUCAGUAAAUAUAGGCAUUAAGAAUCACUUAGCUACACUCAGAUUCCUGGGUGGUAGAGAAAGCCUGCUGUACUAAACUCUCAGUCAUUUUACUUCUGCAUAGUUUAAAGAGCAGGGGCUGCAGUCUGUUGCUCAGGUGCUGAGUCAAGUGUAUCCGAAGAGGUUGAGGUUACCUAUGGAGAGUACAACAAAUACAUGGGCAAGGUCACUAGGGAGCCUGAGGAAAGCAAGGCCAAGAAGCCAGAUCCUUUCCUACAGAAAAUAAAAUCUCUGCAGCCAAAAAUAAAAAUAAAAAAAAAAGCAAGAGAGGUCACCUGACGGUGUGGGCCUUUGCAGAAGCAAACCAAAUAACCUCAUAUUCAGAGUAAUUUCAUGUCCCCUGGUCAGAUUAUCCCGUGCCGGGUGGCAUUCUCGUUGUCCUCCCACCUAAUGGAUUUGGUAACAUGUGUUCAAACAUAUCAAGGAGGGUUGGGGUUGUGGCUCAGUGGUAGAGUGCUUGCCUAGCACGUGUGAGGCCCCGAGUUCGAUCUUCAGCAUCAAAUAAUACCUUUUUAUUUGUAUGUCCAACUACAACUAAAAAAUAAGUACUUAAAAAUAUAUCAAGGAAAUCAUCCCAUGUCAUCUUUACAUUUGUUAAUUUUAGUCUUAAGCACACUGAUUAUUCACACUUAAUAAAAACCUUUGUUUGCAAUGGAGCUUAACCUGGGCUCAAGUCUCUUGUAAGUGGCAGCUCAGUCACAUCUACCCUGCUUCACCUCUUGAUCCAGGUAAAUUAAGUGGCUCCUAGAGUGACCCACAAAGGACCUUGCUCUGCUGAGCUCUACUUUGGGUAAACCAAGAAUUCAGCAGGGAAACGGGAAAAGUUAAGUAGCCAUGUCCCUCAUCUUUUACCCUUAACAUUUACAUGAAAACAAUCUUGGAAGCAUCCUAAAGCCAGUCAGAGCGCAGCAUGGGUAAAGUAAGAGACAGAGAAAGAUACAUCUAGAAAGGAAAGUUGAAAGGAGAUGAAGGGCAGCAACCAAGGACCAAUACAGGAUGACUCCAAGGCCAAUCUUCCAACAAAUCACUACAGUCACCAAGGGAAGCCAGUCCCCAGAUGGGGGUUGAGGGACUUCCUGCUGCAGGUUAUUAAAUACUGUAUGCCUCUCAGGUCUCUAACACUUUCUUAAAGAAAAACCCAUACUCAGUUUGGUACCCUUUAUGUGUACACUCUUUUGUGGCUCUGUGUCCUCUCAAGUAGGAUUGAUAUCUGACAAGAGCUGUCUCAGACCUCUUUUUACAAAUUCCCUUUGUCACACCAGUGAUAUUUUAGAUGUUUCUCAUCAAUAGAACUGGUUGUCCACAGUAGUGUUCUGAGUCAUGGAAAGAUCAGUGUAUAGGAAGUCAGAGUCCUUUCACAAAACAGAAUACUGCAAAAUAAAACAAAAGACCAUGCAAAUCUUGGGAAGUAGCUGCAGUUGAAUCAUAGCAACUCUUGGCUAUUUCCUAAGGCUGUAGACAUAGUGGUUCAUCCCAUUACCUAAGCAGUGGGCAGCUAAGAGUGUAGCGCUUAGCUCCUGCCUCAGUCUCUCAAGUCACUGAGAUUACAAGUGUGUGCCACACAGCUAGGAAAGCCAGCAAUUCGAGAAAAUUGCUGUGAAAGUUCCCGUUUUUAUUUAUGAAAAAGUAUCCUACAGGUGUGCUUUGUGACAAGGCAGAUUCAGCAUCCCUCCUUGCCAGAGACCCUCUUUGAACCCUAAAUGAGAAUAUUUGGGAUUCACUCAAAAGUGAUUCAAAACUUUUUUUUUUUUUGAGGGAAGGGUGUACUGAGGAUUUAACCCAGAGGCAAUUUAUCACUGAGCCACAUCCCAGGGUCUCACUAAGUUGCUGAGGCUGACCUCAAACUUGCAAUCCUCCUGCCUCAGUCUCUCAAGUCACUGAGAUUACAAGUGUGUGCCACCAUAUUUUAUUGAAAUCUUGAAUUUGUGAACAUUAUCAUCGAGGCAAUAUGUAAGUGUUCUCAGAGUAAUAAGUGUUAAAUGAUAGAAAUGACCCUAGAGGCUGCAUUUAUUUCUCCUCAGCUUUCUUUGUUCAGGAACCUUUUCUUGAACAUCUGCCUUGUCAGGUGCAAUAAACACUAAGAGGAGCUCAUUUUCCUGGUAUUUGUUAUUGACUUACGGAUAGUAUUUCCUUUUCUCAUCUUCUAUUUCUCAGCCUUUUGCUUUACCAAAAUAGAAAAGCCUUUAUCCUCAACUUGCUUUGAAUGUCAGAAUUUGUCUUGACCAAAAGAGUUUCUCAGGUAUUCAGGACCCCUUGACUUAUUGGGAACUCCCAGGUUUCUAUGUGCCAAGCUUGGUCACCUGCUCAGUAUGUGAGUGGCACCCUUGCAUUCCCAGCUUAAAAUACAAAGAUGACCUGGUUGUAGCCCUUGCUGGGGAGACAGGAUGGUUAGGGUAGCAGAUGCGAGAUGAAAAGCUUUUUCAGUAGAGGCUCUUGGAAAAGUUCCUUGGGACAAUGAUUAUUUUGAGUGGGUGUGUCCAGAGACAGACUUUAACUUGGGCAAGUAAGCUGAUCAGAUGACUGUCCUCCACCCCCAAGGAAAUAUUGAAAAACGAACAAUACUUACUUCAUCUUAAACCCCUACGUGUAUUUGAUUCUUUUAUUCUAUUUUAUGGCAGUUUUUUGUUUAUAUUCCUCAUAAAACAAAUGUCUAAAAGUACUUUAGUUGCAUAGUGUUAAAUAAUUUUUCGUACCUUCAGAAAGAGGGAGAUAAUAUGAAUACUUAAAUUCAAAACAAACCAGUCUAUCCAUAAAUACAGACCCCAAAACACCACUGUAUUAAAACAUCAGGUCUGUUCUACAGUUCACCAAAGUAGUUCUUUUCCCAAAAUGCCAAACCUCAAACCUUUUUCCUAUAUGCUGGAAACAUCUUUCAUAUCAGAAUAAGCACAUUAUAAAUGCCACCCAAAGCAGAUUCUAAAAUGACAUGUGAAGCUAGAUUUACAACUGUAUCCACCCAAGCAGAUAACAAACACUACCCUUUUGUUUUCAGUUAAAAUACUCAUACAAAACUAUGACCACUUAGUCAAUUCACCCCAUCACAGGACAUCAGACCUUAUUUUGAAAGCCUACGUCACAUACCAGUGGAAAUUUUCAGCAAUGUUCUGAACAAGACAGGAUAAAUGUAAGAUGGCCAUAAGAAAGAAAUCCCAAUUCCCACUCUGAGCAGCGAAAAAUCUGGGCAUGAAAAAAGAAAUUGCAUGUGAGUCCAAACUAUUAAUGUCUUCCUCAUGUAGUUCUUGUCAAGUAAUAGAGCCUCAUGUUCUUUGAGGUGCUUAAACAAACUUUAUAAAGAAAAAAAAACCCUAGAUUUUCCUCAGGAGCAGUCCUGAUCUCUGACCUAGAUUCAGAACCUUGGGGGGCUGGGCUGGGAUUGUGACUCAGUGGUAGAACGCUUGUGUAGAACAUGUGAGGCACUGGGUUCCAUCCUCAGGACCACAUAAAAAGUUAUUGUGUCCAUUUACAACUAAAAAAUGUUGUAACCUUGGUUACUGAAAGGGAAUCUUUUUACUGGGAUUAUGUGUAAGACCACCAUUCCGACAGUCAACCGACUUAUCAAUCCAUGCUUUUAUUUUUAAACCUAUAAAACAAGGUGGGAGCAGAAUCAAACACCAUUGUAUGUAGGAAUUUUUCUUACAAAUAAUUUAACUUGGUAGAAAUAAGCUUACCUGACUACUCUUAAGAAACCCUAGGUUGGUAUACACAAAUGUGGAGGGCCUGUGCCAAGAGCCAGGCUUGAUAGGGCUCUGGAUUUCUCUCCUAACCCAAAGGACAGCAGAUUUUAUAUUUGGGCUAUAGGAUGCAGUGCAGGCCCAUUGCUGCUGGUUUUAUUUCCCAUGCUUUUACCACACAUGUCCAAUUCCUCCUCAGAUUCUAGGCCUUUCCCACCUACAGUGUACAAAAUACAUACUCUUUCUACUGGAAUUCACAGUUUGGGGCUUUAUGGGUCAAGGAUAUUGGUUCUAUGACUUUGUUAUAGGUUGUGUGUCUGUUUCUUGGUUUGGCUUCCUCUGGCAUGUGCCCUAAAAGACUUGAACUGUUUUAUUUGUAACCAUAUGACUGCAUAGGGUUAAGGAAAACCAGAUAAAUACAAGUGCAUAAAAUCAAGUGACCCCAGUCCCAUGAAUAGCCCCGACUUCUCCAGAAACACAAGCAAAUUGGAAGCAAAAACAAAACAUACAAAUGGUGCCCAUACCAUUCAACUGUGGGAGGCCUCCCUCCAGCAGGCACUGCUAUUCCUGACAUAGACCCACAGCCAGUGGUUAUAGCCAUGUGGUUUUCUGAGUUGCUUUCUCUUUCCUUUACUGGAAGAUGACGUAAGGGCGGUGAAGGGGGAGUUGGGUCUGCCCUCUGCCACCUGUGGUGUAGAUUUCCAUCUGUAGGCAGCAUUUUGAGCAAAGCACUCCUAUGGUUUACAAGAUUCCUUCAGUGCCAAUAUAUGAUUAUCUUGAUGUCAGGUUAAAGCGCCUUUUUUGUUUAAAAUAAUAUAUUUUUGAAGUGGACAAAAGAAACACUGGAAAUAAGGUGCUUCUUCUGGAAAGUUCAAGUGUAAAACAAGAUCUCUGGUGGAUUCAUCUGGCUUUGUAAACAAGUCUGAAAUGAAUGGGAGCUAAAUAUAUAAAGCAGUUUAUCAUUUUUAACUCAGAUCUGUAUUUAACACUUAUUUAUUUGUUAGUUUUUACAUUCAAAAGAAAUACACUUUGAAUUUUGGCUAACAUGGUAGGAUGUUUUUAAAUUGUUUUCUACAUUUUUAAAACACAAUUUCAUCAUUUUUGUAAACUUUUUUGAGUAGCCUCCUUUUCUUUUCCAGUAGACCAAUUACCACUCAUGGAUCUACAGAACUUUUUUUUUUUACUGUAUUCUUACAAUAAAAUGUAAACUAUUUGUAGCAAA